GUGCAGGUUUUAUUCCACGGUGCACCUUCUGCUCCAUCAUCAGACGAUGCAGCCCGACAACUUCUAACAGCACCGAAACUGCGGCACAGAUGAUACACCCUGGAAAACAACGGUCAGCUUCCUAGACAGCUAAUGGAUCCAGUGUGACUGUUGCUACACCAUCCUGCCUAGCUGGACUGUCAUACUCUGUCACUAUGGCAACCUGUCCAAGUGACUGCACCCCAGCGGUGCGACUUUGUCAGAAACUGAACCGGCUGAAGACGCUGGAUGAAGACAUGAUGGCCACGUCACUGAAACGCUGCCUCUCCACCCUGGACCUGACUUUGCUGGGAGUUGGGGGCAUGGUGGGCUCUGGCCUGUAUGUCCUGACAGGAACAGUGGCUAAAGACAUGGUCGGGCCUGCUGUCAUCAUUUCCUUCCUUUUCGCAGGGUUCGCUUCUCUUCUGGCAGCCUUUUGUUAUGCAGAGUUUGGAGCUCGUAUCCCAAAAACAGGAUCUGCCUACAUGUUUACCUACGUCUCGGUGGGAGAGAUUUGGGCCUUUCUCAUUGGCUGGAAUGUGAUUCUGGAGAACAUGAUUGGUGGAGCUGCUGUGGCACGGGCCUGGAGCGGCUACCUGGACUCCAUUUUUAACCACGCUAUCCAGAACUUCACAGAGACCCACAUAAUGCAGUGGAACGUUCCCUUUCUUGCCCAUUACCCUGACGUCCUUGCAGCAGGGAUCCUAAUAGUUGCCUCGUUCUUCAUUUCCUUCGGCGUUCAAGUGUCCUCUUACCUCAACCACAUCUUCUCUGUUAUCAGUAUGGCAGUCAUUGUUUUCAUCCUCAUCUUUGGCUUUAUCCUGGCAGAACCAGUCAACUGGAGCCAGAAAGAAGGAGGUUUUGCACCAUUUGGUUUAUCUGGAAUACUCGCAGGCUCUGCCACGUGCUUCUACGCAUUUGUGGGCUUCGACGUGAUCGCAUCCUCAAGCGAGGAGGCGAAGAACCCACAGAAAGCUGUUCCCAUUGCAACAGCGAUCUCACUCGGACUAGCAGCAACAGCUUACAUCCUUGUCUCGACAGUGCUCACUCUGAUGGUACCCUGGCACACGCUGGACCCAAACUCGGCUCUGGCGGACGCUUUCUUCCGUCGAGGCUACAGCUGGGCUGGGAUUGUUGUGGCAGUUGGUUCCAUCUGUGCCAUGAACACUGUGCUGCUCUGUAAUCUCUUCUCCCUCCCUCGGAUCGUGUACGCCAUGGCUGAAGAUGGGCUCUUUUUCAGUAUUUUUGCUCGAGUCAACCCCACCACUAAAGUCCCCGUCAUUGCUAUAUUGGUGUUUGGUUUCCUCAUGUCCACCAUGGCUCUCAUCUUUGACCUGGAAGCAUUGGUUCAGUUUUUGUCCAUUGGCACCCUCCUGGCCUACACCUUUGUGGCAGCAAGCGUCAUCGUGCUGCGCUUCCAGCCUGAGAAAGCCAGCAGCAAGGGAACCGCUUCGACAUCUCCCAACCCCAUCGCUGGGCCGUCUCCUGCACUGUCGGAGUCUCAGACCAUAACUGAGGACACUGGGGAGCUGAAGCAGUAUGAGUCCUUCUCUGACAAACUCCAGCUGGUGGAGAGGCAGAAAACCACAGAGCGGAGAGGAGUGGGGCAGCUAAAGGCGUACUGGGAACCGUACCUGGGAAGGCUGAUGGGGGAUUGUGAGCCGGGCGAGGUGGUGGCCUUCUGCGUGCUGACUCUGAUUGUUAGCUCAGUGUCUUUCUGUGCUGUCCUGGAAUUUGGACAGAAGCAGCUGCAGCUGCCAGUGUGGAGUUUCAUAAUGUUGCUGGUGAUUUUUAGUUUAGCUUUUGUUGUAAGUUUGGUGCUCAUAUGGCUCCACGAGCCACAAACCAACAGCAAAACAUUCCAGGUUCCUUUGGUUCCGUUGACUCCAGGUGCAAGUAUCCUCAUAAAUGUAUUUCUCAUGAUGAAGCUCAGCCCUCUGACCUGGGUUCGAUUCGCAGUGUGGAUCGCUAUAGGUCUCUUUGUGUAUUUUGGCUACGGGAUCUGGCACAGUAAGGAGGGCAUGCGGGAGCUGCAGCCCAAAGACAUGGCUGCUCGAUAUGUGGUACUACCCAGCGGCAGUCUAGUAGAGACAGUGCAGUCCGUCCAGCCCGAUGGACAGGUGGACCCCUCGACCCUCCUCACCAGCUCCCCGGCUGCCCCGCCAGCUGAGGACUACACAGGAAAGAGAUGAUGUGUGACCAAACAAAGUUCUUACUGCUGCCUGGUAUCAUCUGUUGUGUCACACUCAUAGGCUGUACCAUUAUUACUGUACUCUCUGUAUCUCACUCCCCUUAGCCUGCCACACUUUGUUCUCGUUUCUCUGCAGGUGUUAGCGCACCACAGGAUGGGAUGCACGCUCUCUGUCUCUUUGUGAAGCAUAUUUGUAUAUCUUGUAAUACUCGAAUGUACAGUAGAGAGCUAUAUUACUGUCCUGUAAACUCCUAGCAUCGAAGUUGUGAUAGAACCUUUAAGACCAGCUCUCUUUUCUGCGACGUUGACUGAUUUUUCAGAAACCAUGUGGUCAGUAUCUUCUUUGUAACAACAAUAUUUGACUUAAUUAAACUCAGUGUAGGAUUAUAGACACAUAUCUGGAGCUGUAAAUCAUGAAAACCCCACUGCACCGUUUUGACCAUAGUAAGCAUGUGUUGUCAUUUAAGCAGAGCACACAUUCUUUUGAGUUACAUUUUUGCCUUCUCAGAUUAUUUUCUCUCCUAUUACUACGAUUUCUAAAAGGUGAAUUAAUCCCAUAUUCUAAAAUGUGUAUUUAUUUUUCUACCAACACUAUUGUUCUUUUGUACAGAUCUCAUUCGCUUAAAUGUUUCUUUUUUCUGUGGCUGCCACUGAUGUUUUUGUGUGUCUGUGUUAUAUAUUUCAUGUAUUGACCUCUAUAAGUCAUCAUCAGUAAUUGCCGUUCACCUUUUUUAAGUGUCUGAACAUCACUGCAGUGCUUCUCUUAAUCUCCUUAAUGUCAUCCCAUGACCCCUUUCGUUUUUUUUUUGUGUCACUCAUUUUUGCAGUUGUUUCUCACGCUCAUCUAGAGACCAGCACUCUUUCACACUUGAAAUAAGAUUACAAAUAAAAGCACAUGAAUCAUUUUAAUUCUAUCUAACUGUCAAAUGACCAAUUUCCAGAGAUUACUUGAGAAGUUUUUAGAUUAUUUGAUAUAAAAGGUAAGCACAAAUCUAUCCAAUAAAAACCUUCACUAACAGGGUACAAUAAAUUGGCUGGCUAACAGAUAUUGGUUGUCAUGGUAAACUGGGAUGGGCUUCAUCUCUCCGAGGCCUCCGUAAUCCCUGCAGAUUUGUUGCAGUCUGUGUCACAAGCCAGCAGCCUGACCUAGAUUAGACACCAUCACAAGAGUGAGAACAGAUAACACCCACCGUCUACACAAAUAAACAACCGCUUCAAUGAGCAGACGCAAUGCUUUUCUUUUAUUGCAUAUAGAAAUUAUCCCAAUGAUUUUUGUUUGUAUUCAUUGAGCUUUUGUUUGCAUGUGUUACAUAAGAAACCAAUGGCCUUAAACGUGUUGUUAUAGAUGUAGACUGAAAUCCAAAGUUUAAGCACACAAUCCUAGUAAUUUAAUUAUUUUAUUUAUCAUUUGUCUGUUUCAUUUGAUUUUUUUACAAACUCACGCUUUGUAAUUGACGAACCAAAACACAAACAGAAAGUACAGGAGGAUGUAAGGCAUCAUUUAAAAAAAGUCUGUUUAAGAGGAUUUUUGUACAACUUUGCACACUGAGAACUUCUGUCUGAUUAUUUUGUGUCACAGUUUUGCUUUUGAAGUCAGGAUAAGUGACAUAUCUUGAUACUGCGGUGCUUU
Molecule: messenger RNA, 3839 nt
Organism: Labrus bergylta (ballan wrasse)
Lineage: Eukaryota; Metazoa; Chordata; Actinopteri; Labriformes; Labridae
Gene: slc7a4
Product: solute carrier family 7 member 4
Biological process (GO): amino acid transport; transmembrane transport
Cellular component (GO): plasma membrane
Molecular function (GO): amino acid transmembrane transporter activity
Source: RefSeq, a predicted model, not a curated record